CUGACGUCCGACUGGUAAGAAGUUUGACAAAAAACGUGAUAACGCGCCCGUGGCCAUCUUUAAUUGUGGUGUUUGUGUCGCGGAUUUGUGUUGAAAAUGAAUCGUAAACAAAAUCGAUUGGUACCGGAGUCUGAGAUUUCAAUCCUGCCUUGCAUCCCGCAGCACAAACAGUCGCAGACUGACAUGGAAGACAGUCUGAAAGUCUUCUUGUCGACGGAAGAGGAAAUCGUGGAGAAGAAAAGCAAAUGGAAGAAAACUUGCAACAACUUCAAGGUGGCCAUUUUGGUGGGGAUCUGGGUGGUGUGUAGUUGCGCCCUUAUGACGAACACCGUCAAAGUGCAACGCAUGCACCAAGUCAGUAUUUCGGCAGGACAGACCAAAAGCUUCAUAAUCCUGGAAGAACCCAUGAACAACAAAAUCAGAGUAACCAUCGAGGGCGCCCUGCUCCCCCCUUGCUACGAAAACAUGUCCGUCAACCGCCUCAACGUCUGGAUCCAGUUGGUAGUCCUGAAAGAAACCUCCAGAAAAAUCAAACCGUCAAACAUCUUCCUGACUCAAAACGUGUCAGAAGUCUGGGAGGUGGCCCUAGUCCCCGAAAAACUCAUCGACGUCGUCCCCGAAGUCACCCACAAGAAAACCUUCCACCUAAAAUCGAUCAAAAUCGGCGACUUCAACACCAGUUUCCUGGAAGUGAGGUUAAGUACCAACAUGAAAACGAACUUCCCCCUAUCCGUGGCGUACAACCUCCAGCCCAUCAACACCGACUCUGGUAUCAUCUACGCCGGCUUGGUGCUCAUCGGGCUAUACGUUUUGAUCAUCUUCGAGUUGGUACAUCGGACGUUGGCGGCCAUGCUUGCUAGCACCAUGUCGGUGGCGAUUUUGGCAGCCCUGAAUGCACGGCCUACUAUGGGUGAAAUUAUUUCUUGGAUCGAUGUGGAGACGUUGCUGUUGUUGUUCUCGAUGAUGACUUUGGUGACGAUUUUUAGCGAGACGGGGAUUUUUGAUUAUAUGGCGGUGUUUGCGUAUAAGAUUACAGGGGGGAAGAUCUGGCCUUUGAUUAAUAUUCUGUGUGUGAUAACUGCCAUUUUUUCGUGUUUUUUGGAUAAUGUGACUACGACGCUUUUAACAACGCCGGUUACGAUUAAGCUUUGUGAGGUGAUGAAGCUGAAUCCGGUUCCAGUGUUGAUGUAUAUGCUGAUUUUUGCCAAUAUUGGGGGUGCUAUUACUCCGAUUGGGGAUCCCCCGAAUGUGAUUAUUGCAUCCAAUCCGGAUGUGAUACGAUCAGGCAUCAAUUUCGGCACCUUCACCCUCCACAUGGGCAUCGGCGCCACCCUAUCCAUCAUCGUAGUCUACGCCCAGCUGCGCUACACCCACCGGAACCUCCGCAUCUUCAAGUACGCCGAACCGACCCAAGUCCAAGAACUGCGCCGCGAAAUCGCCGUCUGGAAGCGAGCAGCGGCAUCUUUAAGCAGCUACAGCAAGGACGAAGAGACCGUCAAGGAGUCCCUCCUCAGAAGGAGCCUCACGCUUCUAGGAAAACUCAAACUAACCGCCCACAACACCAGCAUGACGGAGGAGAACUACAACACGAACCUGCAAGAUCUGCAGCGACAGUACCCAAUCAGAAACAAAGUCUUGUUGAUCAAGUCCGGAGUGACGCUGUUUUUGGUGAUUUGUGUCUUUUUCUUGCACUCGAUUCCGGCUCUGAGUAUUUUGGGGUUAGGGUGGACUGCUCUCUUGGGGGCUUUGUUGUUGCUGCUUUUGUACGACAAGGAGGACAUUGAGGGGAUUUUGGGGCGCGUGGAGUGGUCGACCCUCCUGUUUUUUGCGUCACUAUUUAUUCUGAUGGAGGCUCUUUCCCGUCUGGGUCUUAUAGACUGGGUUGGGAAACAAACCCAAGCUGUUAUUAUGUCAGUGGAUCAGGAGUCCCGUUUAACUGUAGCCAUAAUCCUUAUUUUGUGGGUGUCGGGGUUCGCUUCGGCCUUUGUUGAUAAUCUUCCUCUGACUACCAUGAUGAUAAGGAUUGCCACGAAUUUGGCUGAUAACAGAGAGCUCAAUCUACCUCUGCAGCCGCUGAUUUGGGCCUUGUCUUUUGGAGCGUGUCUUGGAGGAAACGGCAGCCUGUUCGGCUCUUCGUCCAACAUCGUCUGCGCGGGAGUAGCCGAACAACACGGAUACAGAUUCACCUUUUUGGAAUUCACCAAGGUUGGCCUUCCUGUAAUGGUGACCAGCAUGGCUGUCAUUACCGUGUACUUAAUAGUGUGUCACGUGGUCUUCCACUGGCACUAAACACCAUCAUUAUCUAACCGUUUUUAAUGGAUUUUGUGCAAAUAGAUAAUUUUAUUUUUA
Zophobas morio is the source of this 2349-nucleotide messenger RNA. Its product is annotated as P protein-like. NCBI's taxonomy places the organism in Eukaryota, Metazoa, Arthropoda, Insecta, Coleoptera, Tenebrionidae. Bases 97 to 2289 code for a protein of 730 amino acids. Gene Ontology annotation, biological process: transmembrane transport. The transcript is spliced from 15 exons. Gene Ontology annotation, cellular component: membrane. The record is from RefSeq and is a predicted model, not a curated record.